AGUCUUCGUGUUGGAAGGGCUUUCUUAUAAAGCUGCACCAGCAUUAAAAAAUUCAUUAGAGUUGAGCAGCAAUGUAGUGCGCAAGAAAAAUAAUGAUUUAUCAACUGGAGCUGUGGUGUUUGAUCGUGUUUUCGGCCGUCUCAUCAGGUGAACAAACCGGUCCAUCGUUGUCUUAUUUCACCCCCAACCCUCACCCCAAUUGCUACACUAGCGGUUACGUAAACCCUCCACGUUUCUGUGGCGUGCCAGCCGUGCAGCAACCGAAUUUUCACACAGUGGUGGAAGCGAAUCCGCUUUUGGCUGCGCUUUUCCUCAGCUCGACGUUGCAUCUGCACCCGAAAAUUCCGGGAUAUAAUCAUCUCGAACAUUUGCCGCUGAAUCCCUAUCUGGCGCUGCUUUUGUCGCAUUAUGGCAAAUAUCAACCGGUUUUUGGCAAAGGGGGAGGCUUGUAUGGAUACGUCGCUGCCAAUAAUUAUCAUAAUAAUAAACCCUUUGGGGCGUACAAGAUUUACGAAGACAAUGACGGCUGAUUUUCUAUAGUUUUGUUCAAUAAAAUAUGAUUUAAACGAAAA
Molecule: messenger RNA, 572 nt
Organism: Tribolium madens (black flour beetle)
Lineage: Eukaryota; Metazoa; Arthropoda; Insecta; Coleoptera; Tenebrionidae
Exons: 3
Coding region: 93-530 (145 amino acids)
Source: RefSeq, a predicted model, not a curated record